Molecule: messenger RNA, 3338 nt
Organism: Sinocyclocheilus grahami
Lineage: Eukaryota; Metazoa; Chordata; Actinopteri; Cypriniformes; Cyprinidae
Product: cyclic AMP-dependent transcription factor ATF-6 beta-like
Exons: 16
Coding region: 157-2013 (618 amino acids)
Biological process (GO): regulation of transcription by RNA polymerase II; endoplasmic reticulum unfolded protein response
Cellular component (GO): nucleus
Molecular function (GO): RNA polymerase II cis-regulatory region sequence-specific DNA binding; DNA-binding transcription factor activity, RNA polymerase II-specific
Source: RefSeq, a predicted model, not a curated record
CGUAUGUCGAGCGACGGCCGACGGUGCAGUAUGGCGAGCUAAACCGUUAAACAAAAACCAGUUUGUCAAAUCCAGCAGUCUGCUUCAUGGUUUGGAUGAUUCACUAUGGCUUGCUGCGUGAGGUAGACUCGUGAUUUGCGGCUGAGUGUGGUGAAGAUGACCGCGGAGCUGGACAGUCGCUUCUGCGCCGAUAACCUGCUAACCAGCGAGGACUGGGAUGCCUGUCUGUAUCAGUGUGAGGAUAUGGAGGAGGAUUUCACCGGAGAACUGAAAUAUGACACAUCGCUGGACAGUGAUCUUGUCCUCACGCUGGACCCUGAUAACCCCACAUCACCGUGGAAGAACCUGGAUGACAACCUGACAGGUGAAGUGUCAGUCAUGAAGGAUUAUAACAGGACUAUAACACAACCUCUGACAGUGGACAUGUUUUUCCAGGUGAAGACUGAACCUCCUUCACCUGCGUCGUCUCUGACCUCUGACAGCUCCAUCUCAUCUUUACCUGAAGCUCAGGUGACGGUGAAGAGUGAGAACCCGCCCACUCCACCGUACAUGUAUGGAGACGUGCUCUCGCCGCCGCUGACCAGUGUGGAGGUAACCGUCACCAGCGUCUCUCCACUGCAUCAGCCUCCCCUUCCUCUGGCCAUACAGCCACAUGCUCUCAGCAGCCUCGACACACAAACCACAGUCCUCUCCUCAGCAGCGUCGCUGAAGGCCAGCAGCAUUCUGAGCAGUAAACCUCUGAUCCAGCCCAAACCCGUGUGUGUGGCCGCGCUGCCGGUGGCUCAGAGCACCAGUCCAGCCAAAGCUCUCUUCCUGCAGAGCGUUCCCGUACCCAUCCCAGCCGUCGACCAGAACACCACGCCCGUGGUUCUGUCUCAGUCGGUGUGUCUGGGUUCUGCUCCUGCUAUUGUUAAAAUGGAGCCUUUGUCUCCCAGCAUGCUUCACUGCACUAGCCCCUCAGCCCCGCCCCCGAGCAAACCCAUCAUCCCAGCAUCCAGCCUGACUGGAAACAGCUGCAGUGACAUCGACAUGAAGGUUUUGAAGAGGCAGCAGCGUAUGAUAAAGAACCGGGAAUCGGCCUGCCAGAGCCGCAAGAAGAAGAAGGAGUACCUGCAGAACCUGGAGGCGCAGCUGCGGGAGGCGCAGCAGGAGAACGAGCGCCUGCGCAGAGAGAACCAAGCGCUGCGGCUGCGACUCGCCGGGAGAGAGGCUACGGAGUCUGGCAGCAACAAGAGAGCUCUGUGUGUGAUGGCUCUGUUCCUCUUCAUCACCUUUACCUUCAGCCCCGUCAGACAGCAAGCAUACAGUACAACUCGUGUAGAUCAGGUUAAUCAAGGUAAUGAAGAUCUUCAGACAAACAGAUUUGUUCAGAGUGCUUUACUCUCUCUCCGUUUCUCCAUCAGGUUGGCAGAUGAGCUGCGAGGAUGGGUCCAUCGUCAUCAGAAUAACCGGAAGUCUAAUGGAAAGGCGAAGGUUGUGAAGAAAACUAAAAUAGCUCAGAAAGCUCAGCACAGAAAGACAAACUUUUCCAGGUACCUUCCAAUUCAGGCUCAUCGUUCUAUCGAAAGUCAGCUGCAGGUCCUGCCCGGGCCAGAGAUCAGCUACAGCGACUUUCUGGAUGCUAUUGAUCGGCGUGAGGACACUUUCUACGUCGUAUCAUUCAGACGGGAUCACCUGCUGUUACCUGCCAUCAGCCACAAUAAAACAACUCGACCCAAAAUGUCUCUGGUCAUGCCUGCCAUGGCCAUCAAUGAUUCGGUGUAUAACUCGUCUCAGGGCGGCUAUGAAAUGAUGAUGCAGGUGGACUGUGAGGUGAUGGACACCCGGAUCAUCCCAAUCAAGUCCUCUGUAGUCCCGCCCUCUCUCAGAGACCCGCCCCCAGCUCCGCCCCCUCACCAUCACCACGGCAACCACACCUCCCUCCGCAGCCGACAGCAGCACUUGCAUGGCAGCGGGGCGUCGUCGAGACGGAGGGCCGCGGGUUACUUCAUCAGCCAGAGCGGAUCCGAUUGAGAGCGUCUGAGAGCAGUAUCAAAAGACUCUGCUUUACUCUCCAGCAGUAGUUUAAGGUACUUUUACUCUCAAAUCAAGCCUGGAAACAAGAGGACAAAUGAUCAGACCCAUAUAAGACACAGAGAUAUAUGAUAAUGUGAAAUGAUACAUGGUCUGUUGCACUUAUGUGGUUAGCGUAGGGUUUUCCGCGGGUGGGCUGUAUGUGGCCUCGUGCUUCCUUCCCUCCUGUUAGCAGUACUGUGUUUAUGUUCAAACCUGUUUCUGUAUCAUCUGCUCUCUUUUUAUACAUGCCUUGUUUUUUUUAUUUUUUCUUGUUUUUUUUUCGAAUUUUUAUUGAGAUUAUUUAAAAAAUGAUGUGCUUCUAUUAGAUGUGCGUUAUAAAUAUUGAUUUGAAUAUAAGAAAUUAUUUUGUAUGUAUUCUCGUCCAUCACAGUCCCACAUUUCUCCAUGUGUAUAUAUACUAUAUGCUCUGUCACAGGUGACUGCUGGUCCAGUAUAAAGCUGCUGGUUUGCUGGUCUUUCUCAUUACAGCUUGAUAUUUCUUUUUGAUGGCAGGGCUUGUGAUGGUCAAAGUUUUUGAUGUAAAUAAUGACCUAAAUUUUAGGGUGUCUCAGAAUCUUCUGCCGUUGAUGUUUUCAUUUGCAGGUGUCUUGUCUUGAAUGUGUUGCUGCUUUUGUCCCGAACCACUAACAGGACGGGGAUCCUGGGAUUUUGUUAUGCAUCAGCCUGUGCUCCUGCUUCACAGCUAACAUCUCCACAUGUUUCAUUUCACUCAAGUGACUGAAGUAAAUCAUUUAUACAGUCCAAAACGGGUUUAUGUAGCAGUCAAAUGUUUUUAUUAGUGAAUGAGUUUUGAUUUUGACAGAAGCGCUUCACCGGCCGUCCAUCAUCCCGCUCCGUUUGCUGAGAUCUCUCCACUUUCUUGUGUUCAACUCAAAGGGAAUCUGUGGCCAGAUGUACAUUUUCGUUGUAGAGACUUUAUCAGAAGUAGUUUUCUUUCUGUGAAGUUGUUUUAUCUUCUGAUUGAAGAUAUUUUCAUGUUUUCUUGUCGCCUGCAAUCUUCAUGACUUCUUUUCAAAUCUAGCUCCGUCCAUCUGAUGAUGAUGAUGAUGAUGAUGAUGAAACUUUCCCAUGAUGAACUGCUCUAGCAUGCUUCUGUUAUCUGUGAUGGAGGGAUGUUGUAUGUAAAUGUAAACCUGCUUUUUUUACUUUAUUUAAAUGAGCUUUCAUAAGGAAAACACUUAAAUUUUCUCUUCCUGUCUAUGAGAAUUUUGAACUACUGUCUUCAUUUGUAGAGGAGAAAAUAAAUUUGAUAAAUACUGUGU